Molecule: messenger RNA, 2374 nt
Organism: Malurus melanocephalus (red-backed fairy wren)
Lineage: Eukaryota; Metazoa; Chordata; Aves; Passeriformes; Maluridae
Gene: SPATA20
Product: spermatogenesis associated 20
Exons: 16
Coding region: 30-2303 (757 amino acids)
Biological process (GO): carbohydrate metabolic process
Source: RefSeq, a predicted model, not a curated record
UAACGGGGCGGGCCCGGGAAGUUGCCGCCAUGUUGGCGGCGCCGUUGCGCUGCGCCCGCAGGUGCACGUUUCURACGGGGAUCGCAGCCAUGGCCACGGCGGGGACACCCGGCUCCCCUUGUCACACCAACCGCCUGAUUAAUGAGAAGUCCCCGUACCUCCUGCAGCAUGCCCACAACCCUGUGGAUUGGUACCCUUGGGGUCAGGAAGCCUUUGAUAAAGCAAAGAGAGAAAACAAGCUGAUAUUCCUGUCAGUUGGCUACUCCACCUGCCACUGGUGCCAUGUCAUGGAGGAGGAGUCSUUCAAGAGCAAGGAGAUCGGCGAGAUCAUGAACAAGCACUUUGUGUGCAUCAAAGUGGACCGUGAGGAGCGGCCAGAUGUGGACAAAGUGUACAUGACCUUCGUGCAGGCCACCAGUGGGGGAGGUGGCUGGCCCAUGAGUGUGUGGCUGACUCCAGACCUCAAGCCCUUUGCUGGGGGGACGUAUUUUCCUCCUGAGGAUGGAAUCCACCGUGCUGGCUUUCGGACUGUGCUGCUCCGGAUCGCAGAGCAGUGGAAGGAGAACAAGGAUGCCCUGUUGGAGAGCAGCCAGAGGAUUCUGGAAGCGUUGAGACACACAUGUGAGAUCCGUGUGCAGGGCCAGGAGUCACCCCCACCUGCCAAAGAGGUGAUGGACACGUGCUUCCAGCAGCUCUCCAGAUCCUAUGAUGAGGAGUACGGUGGCUUUUCCAAAUCCCCCAAGUUCCCCACCCCAGUGAAUUUGAAUUUCCUGUUCACAUACUGGGCCCUGCACCGAACAACUCCAGAAGGUGCCCGGGCACUGCAGAUGGCUCUGCACACCCUCAAGAUGAUGGCCCAUGGGGGCAUCCAUGACCACAUCGGUCAGGGAUUUCACCGCUACUCCACUGACCAGCACUGGCACGUCCCUCACUUUGAGAAGAUGCUCUACGACCAGGGGCAGCUGGCAGCCAUGUACUGCAGAGCCUUCCAGAUCUCUGGUGAUAAAUUCUUUGCUGAUGUUGUCCGAGACAUUCUGCUCUAUGUUUCACGGGACCUGAGUGACCAGGCAGGAGGUUUCUACAGUGCAGAAGAUGCAGAUUCCUACCCAACCAGCACAUCUGGAGAGAAGCGAGAAGGAGCUUUCUGUGUGUGGACAGCCGAGGAGCUCCGGGCUCUCCUCCCUGACCCUGUGGAGGGGGCCACAGAGGGAACAACCUUGGGAGAUGUCUUCAUACAUCACUAUGGGGUGCAGGAGGCCGGCAACGUGGACCCCAUGAAGGACCCCCAUCAGGAGCUGAAGGGCAAGAACGUGCUGAUUGCCCGCUGCUCCCCRGAGCUGACAGCAGCACGGUUCGGGCUGGAGCCGGGCCGGCUGGGUGCCCUGCUGCAGGAAUGCCAGCACAGGCUGUCCACAGCCCGGGCACAGCGGCCACGGCCACACCUGGACACCAAGAUGCUGGCAGCGUGGAAUGGGCUGAUGAUCUCAGGCUUUGCCCAGGCUGGGGCUGCCCUGGCCGAGCAGGGGUAYGUGAGCAGGGCUGCACAGGCAGCUGCCUUCCUGAGGACACAUCUUUUCGAUCCCGACAGCGGGAGGCUGCUGCGGAGCUGCUACAGGGGCAAGGACAACUCAGUGGAGCAGAGCACUGUGCCCAUCCAGGGSUUCCUGGAGGACUAUGUCUUUGUCAUCCAGGCACUCUUUGACCUCUAUGAAGCCUCGCUGGAGCAGGGCUGGCUGGAGUGGGCCCUGCACCUCCAGCACAUGCAAGACAAGCUCUUCUGGGACCCCAAAGGCUUUGCUUAUUUCUCCACUGAGGGUGGYGAUCCCUCCGUGCUCCUGCGCCUGAAGGAUGACCAGGAUGGAGCAGAGCCCACCCCCAACUCUGUCACUGUCACAAACCUGCUCCGAGCAGCUUGUUACUCCGGUCACAUGGACUGGGUGGAAAAAGCUGGGAAGAUCUUGGCAGCCUUCUCAAAGAGGCUGCAGAAGAUCCCGAUAACGCUGCCAGAGAUGGCCCGAGCCACUGCUCUCUUCCAUCACACCCUCAAACAGAUUGUCAUCUGUGGGGACCCCCAAGGAGAAGACACCAAAGAGAUGUUGCGCUGYGUCCGCUCUGUCUUCAGCCCAAACAAGGUGCUGAUGGUCGCGGAUGGAGACAGUGCUGGGUUCCUCUACCGCCAGUUGCCUUUCCUCGCAUCCYUGGAGAGGAAGGAUGGCAAAGCCACCGCCUACGUCUGCAGCAACUUCACCUGCUCCCUGCCUGUCACCUCGGUGCAGGAGCUGCGUGGGAUGCUCAGCCCGUGAGCCCCUCGGUCCCACUGCCCACAGGAAGGCGAGAGUGGGACAGAUCAGCACGGGAACACGGGAGAACCCCA